AACAAAAUGGCAACGAGACAGAUAUUUAGUGCAAUCAUUUUGCUGGCUGUUGUUGGCCAUAUAUGCGCCUCAACUACCCCUCAAAGUGCUUUUAAGAAUGUAUUAGAAGACGUGUCGUCAUGUAAGGAUUCAUGUGAGCGAACUUAUUCGGUGCAUACUUAUCCAGAGAAGACUCAUCUGCCAGCAUGUCAGCGAGGCUGUCGGCUCUUCUCCAUCAUGGAGUUUGCCGAAGACGACUUCAUAGACUUCAAUAACACCAAGGAAAUGUGCAAAGAGGCAUGUAUCGAAGCGUAUAACGAUAAAGGGGAGAUGAAUGCCUGCCACCAAGGAUGUCAAAAUGAAGUCCCAUUUGCUACACAGAAGCGGAAAGAGUGGUCAGAGGAGGAGCCCAACGUACACAUCUUGACUCCAGUGUUAGCGAUCCAAACGUUGUGUCAACGCUUCUCACAGUUUGCCAGUUAUCGUCUGAGUUCCUGGCUCGUUUACAUGCAGGGAGAUAAUGGAGAGAUGUACAUAUUCCAGUCCCAGCCUGAGAUCGAUAUCUUCACUGCAGAUCCAAAAUUCCAAGAAGAAUUCGAUUUCGGGAAAACACUGGGCAAUCUAGAGACCAACUUGGAGGUUCUAAAUGACCACGACUCGACAGACUACCCCCAGCGCGAUGAGUUCAUGGAUGAUGGCUACGGGUGGUUGGAUUGCGUAUCCAAGAAGUCGGGGCUCCCUCGUUGGCUGCUCGGUAUCACGAUACUACUGUCUGCGCUAGCGAUGAUAUGGCUAUGUUGUGUUACCACGGCUACUGCACCAGACCACCGUAUUUCCCCAAAGAAAGUGGCAGUUUACAACGACCUGAACUACCUCAAGGACAGGAAGAAGGACUUUAUUCAUCCCGUUCUUAUCAAGAGUAUCCCAGCUAAGGCGGUCAUCGCUAAGGAGGAUGAGGACGACGAUGAUCUGCUUAUACUGGAGGUCGAGGUGAAACCUCAGCAGACCAAGAUCUAAAGAGACGGGAUCGAAGCGACGAUGUAGGGACUUUCAGUUAAGG
Molecule: messenger RNA, 1039 nt
Organism: Asterias rubens (European starfish)
Lineage: Eukaryota; Metazoa; Echinodermata; Asteroidea; Forcipulatida; Asteriidae
Product: transmembrane protein 59-like
Exons: 6
Coding region: 7-996 (329 amino acids)
Source: RefSeq, a predicted model, not a curated record